This is a messenger RNA of Polychytrium aggregatum, 2350 nucleotides long. Its product is annotated as P-loop containing nucleoside triphosphate hydrolase protein. Gene Ontology annotation, molecular function: ATP binding; nucleic acid binding; RNA helicase activity. The transcript has a single exon. The record is from RefSeq and is a predicted model, not a curated record. The coding region runs from base 62 to 2044 and encodes 660 amino acids. NCBI's taxonomy places the organism in Eukaryota, Fungi, Chytridiomycota, Chytridiomycetes, Polychytriales.
CCCACUUCAACCCGCAUCAACCCGCAUCAACCCGCAUCAACCCGCAUCAACCCACACGGCCAUGCUCGUCAGCCUGCGCCGGAUCUGCCUCCGCGGGUCCUCAAAUGCCCCCGUCCUUCCUUGCAUGUCCCUCCGGAUGCCCGCCAGUGCUCGGCAUCUCGGCGGCCCACAUCGCCCAUCUUGGGUCGACUCUCGACCACCACUGCUCGAGCAGCACGCCCAGCAGGCGGUUUCUGGCCUGCGCUUGUUCUCCACAUGCCCUGUCCGUGCCUCACGAUCAUCGACAACGUAUACGUUCUCGACAAAAUAUCCCCGUAGGGCAGCAAAGCCAAAGACCAAGAAGCCCUCGUCCAAAGGACGACCCAGGCGGUUCUCGCAGCCCAGCGGCGCCAGGAAGCCGUCGCAAAGCCCUGGCUCGCUGCGGAACGUCCCCGGCCUGGUGCUUCCUCGCAAGCUGCAGCUCGAUCCCCACAUCGGCACCAAGCGGAACACCAACCACCAGUCUACCCAGGAUCUCCGGCGGCCAAAGAGCAAGAAGCCGAUGACAGGAUCUGGGACCAGACCACCGGCCCCUUCUCCCGCGCAAAAGACAGCCAGAGCCCUGAGUCUCGAGAAGCGCCGACUGGUCAUCCAGGAGUCGAUCAAAAAACACAAUCAAAAGUUUGCCCUCGAGCCCAACGAGUACUCGGAAAAGUCGGUGCAGGAUCUGAAGCUCGAGCUCAACGGCAUUCGCUUCGAGACCCUGGGGCUGCUCCCCGAGACCCUUGAGGCCGUCUCCAAGGGCCUCGGGUACCGCCGCCCAACCGAGAUCCAGGCCCUGACCAUCCCCAAGAUCCUUGCCCGCGAGCAAGACAUUCUGAUAGCAGCCGAAACCGGCACCGGCAAGACAGCUGCCUAUCUGAUCCCCAUCAUGAACAACGCCAAGCUCAUCGAGACUGAGCGGAUCCAGCGGGCCACCCGGAGCGGCAUCGACAGCUCAGCGCCAGCAGCCGUCUUUGGAGUCCAGGCCGACGGCACUCCGAUCGCCACAACGACAAAAUACAAGCCGCCGCUGCGGGCACCUCUGGCCUUGGUCAUUGUGCCUUCGCGCGAGCUCGUCGACCAGGUCACCUCGGUCGCCAAGCGAAUCACGCAUCAUCUGAAGCUCCGGGUGGUGGGCAUGCACUCCAAAACCCGAGCGGCAAUCAUCCAGACCAAGCUGCAGUCACCGGUCGACGUGCUUGUGGCGACACCCUCGCUUGUCGAGCGGCUCGUCGAGGAGUCGCAGCUGUCGCUUAGAUACGUCGCCAACGUCGUCGUCGACGAGGCCGACACCCUCUUUGACCAGGAGUUUGGAGCACAGCUCCGCAAGAUCGUCACGCUGAUCAAGGAUGCCGCCGCCAAGCAGACGACGUCGUCGCUGCCCGAGAUACCUUGUCGCUUCACCUUUGUGACUGCAACGCUGCCUCGCACCGUCACACUCGCCCUGAGCACCCACUUCCCCAACACCCUGCGCCUGACGACGCCGUCGCUCCACAAGACCCUGAAGCGGUGCUCGCAGCAGUUCCUCUACAUCGACGGCUCCACCACCAAAAACCUGAUGCUGCUGGACGUCCUGAAGCGCUCCUCCGGCGAUCAGCGCAUCAUCAUCUUUUGCAACACCCGCAAGUCGUGCGAGGCCGUUGGGCAGUUCCUGCGGUCCAAGGGCCUCAAUGCCCACAACAUCUCGGCCGAGAUGGAGGUCGACGAGCGCAAGCGCAUCCUGCGCGAGUUCACCGACAAGAGCCAGAUCCUCUCCGUCGACAACCAGUUUGAGCAGGAGUUUGUCCGCAACCAGAUGAUCCUCGUUUCGACCGACCUGACCUCGCGCGGCCUCGACACGAUGCUGGUCUCGCAUGUGGUGCUCUACGACUUCCCUCAAACGGCGAUCGACUAUCUGCAUCGGGUCGGCCGCACGGCCCGUAACGGCGGUCGCGGCCGGGCAACAGCCAUUAUCUCCAAGAAGGAGGCCCGCCUGGCCAAGAACAUCGAAGCUGCCGUCAAGAACCACUCGGUGUUGGCUUGAUCAAGCGAUUUGGCAGCUGUCAGACGGAAGGGCGCUGGGCUACGGCAUCGGGCGAUGGUGCUGCGUCAUCAUUUCACACGACCGCGAGGCUCAUGUACGAUGCAAAUGCACUCCGCGGCCGCUUGCUUGCUUUGAGGCCCGGCUGCUGCAGAGGCGCCCGCGGAACGUUGCCGGCUCGCUGCUGCUUCGGUGCUGGUGAGACAACACAUUAGACAGAUUCCUGAGGCAAACACAGAGCUCACGAUGAAGCCGGGCACGAUGCUUUGACUGAAUAGGAAUACACACGCAUCCAUCAUAGGCAACCAC